AUGCCUAGAAAACCCAGGGCAGCUGCUCAAGCAGCAGCAAAGUCAAUCAAAAACGUUCCCCAGCUUCCUGAUGCUGAUGGUUCUGACGAUGAAAUGGUUGAUGCACCUCCCUCAGAGGCUUCAUCACCUGUCAUCGAAGACAAUGAUUCUGCUGAUGAAAAUGCGCACGCUGAGGCUGAACCUGAACCUGAACCUGAACCUGAACCUAAAGGUGAUCAAGAUGGCGACGCUACACCCGCUCAGCCCGACUCCCCUAAGGUUGAAGACGCAGAUGCAGCCAUGUCAGAAACCCCUGCCACAGAGCAAACCCCACAGGUAGAAGAUGCAGAAGGAGCAGAAACUACCUCAUUCACUGGUGGGCGCCAAUCAGCCAUUCCCCGCAAACGUCGUCUCGGAAGACCCCCCAAGAACCGUCCCCCAGACUGGGAUGCACCUGACGGUCCAGAUACCCCUCUUCGCGUCAACACUCCAAAACGUAAACGCGGUCGACCUCCAACUGGUGGUGGACGUUGGGCACGCAACCGUGGACCAUCACAUUUGACCCAAGUACCCAUCGACAAAGAAGGAAACAUGAUGGAUGUAAUCAACGAUGAAGUAGCACUUCCACCGAAUGAACUAGGUGACACCAAAGUUGACAAGUACGGAAACUUACAAGGUGGACGUGAAUACCGGGUCCGUACUUUCACAAUCCUCAAUCGCGACAACCGUCUGUAUAUGUUGUCGACCGAACCCGCGCGAUGCAUUGGUUUCCGUGACUCGUAUCUCUUUUUUCAGAAGCACAAGAUGCUGUACAAGAUUAUUAUCGAUGACGACGAGAAACGUGAUUUGAUCGAGCGCGAUCUGAUUCCCCAUUCCUACAAGGGCCGAGCAAUCGGCGUGGUGACUGCGCGCUCGGUAUUCCGUGAGUUCGGCGCAAAGAUUGUGGUCGGUGGCAAGAAAGUUAUCGAUGACUACGAUGAACAGGCGGCCCGUGAGCGUGGUGAUGUCGAGGGUGAUGUCGCUGUGCCAGAAGAUAAGCUGCCCGGCCCAGGAGAGACCUACAAUCGCGACAAGUUUGUGGCGUGGCAUGGAGCCAGCGCCGUUUACCACACUGGAGCACCGUCAGUUCCUAUGGGUCCUGGAAACCCGGUUGUCGCCAGCAGGCGACGCAAGCAAGUGACGGAUGACAACUGGCAGCUGGAGCACGCGCGAGCAGCAUCCGCUUUCAACUCCCGUCUUGUCACGAUGCGUCGUGCAGCCCUCAGCGGUGUUUACGAUGUGCAUACCAACAUUAUGCAAUAUCCCCAGAUAAUGCAACCAACCCAUGCCCGCUUCGAAAGUGUACCUCCCCCCGACGCCGCAGGAUUAACAGCCGAUCUGUCAUCUCUGAACAUUGAUUCCGCCAUCAACGACCAUGCCUCUCCAGAGGCUAAUUCCGCUGAACCUCCGGCCACGACUAUAUUCCCACCCGUCCCUGCCUCAAUGUCCGACCGAUACGUCGUCCAGGACAUAAUAUAUGAAAGCCCACAAUACUCGAACAUGGGAAUCCCAGGCCCAGACGGCGAUCUGCGUAACCCGAACCAAAACGGUCUUGUGAGUAUCGCAAACGGCCACCCGGAGUUCAUGUCCCCAGAGAUCAUUGCCAUGCUUCCCGAUGACUGCAAAGAAGCUUUCAUAAAAGCUGCCGCUGAUGAAGCGGAAUGGAAAUUGAAGUGGUCGACUGAGGCCAACGAUGGCGCACGGUCACUCCCGCACAAGGGUACUGCCUGGUACCCAUAA
Penicillium taxi is the source of this 1758-nucleotide messenger RNA. Its product is annotated as chromatin structure-remodeling complex subunit RSC7. The coding region runs from base 1 to 1758 and encodes 585 amino acids. Lineage: Eukaryota; Fungi; Ascomycota; Eurotiomycetes; Eurotiales; Aspergillaceae. Gene Ontology annotation, molecular function: chromatin DNA binding. Gene Ontology annotation, cellular component: nucleus. The record is from RefSeq and is a predicted model, not a curated record. The transcript is spliced from 3 exons.